AUGACAAACGUUGAACGGAAUUACGACGAUUUCACCCACGUGCCGAAUCUCGUAUUCAAGUCGAUGGGAUAUGACUUUCUGGACACACCGAAGCCCUGGUGGCAGCACAUACUACUCCGCACUUACUGGAUACUCUGCUUACUUAGCCAUUGGUAUAUGGUCUACUAUUUGAUACUGCGAACCGUUGAGUGGGAUACGCUGGCUGGGAAUACGACUGCCAUCAUGCGAUACGGGAUUGCCUACUUCUUUGUGCUCAAUUCCGAUGUGAAGUACAUUAUCUUUAUUUACUAUCGUCGUCACUUACGGGAACUGAAUAAUAGGAUGCGUGCUCUCUAUCCCAAAGAUGAUUGCGAACGGCGAGAGUACCGAGUCAAUGAUUUUUACUGGCCACGCAUUGCACGCUAUGGAGUCUAUUACUAUUAUUUCGUAGUCUUCGUCGUGGUAGUCGGUCCCAUUCUGCAGGCCACCGGAACUUAUCUCUAUCAGCGCUUUACCUCGAGCAGCGAGAUCAAAUUUAUGUACUUAAGUACGUACCCAAUGGAGCGUAUUAAAUCGAUGACACCCAUUACGUAUGCCUUUAGUCAGGCCGUGGAUUUCGUAUUUUCACACUUUGUAAUGAAUAUCAACCUGGGCACAGACAUUUGGAUGAUGUGCCUCUGUGGUCAGCUGUGCAUGCACUUCGCCCACCUGGGCAGGCAGCUGGAGACCUACAGGCCCAAUAGGCACCGCCAGCUCGAAGAUUGUGCAUUUCUAGUCAGCAUAGUACGCAAACAUCAGCUCUUGUUCAUAUUACACAAGGAACUCGAUAGUAUAUUUGGCAUGCUAAUGGCCUACAAUCUGUUUAGCACGGCGACCACGCUUUGUUGCGUUGCCGUCUAUUCAAUAUUGCAGGGCCUGAAUCGGGAGGGAUUUGGUUUUCUAUUAUUUUUCUUCGGCUGCUCCGCUCAGUUCUACAUGGUUUGUUACUAUGGGCAGCUACUGAUAGACUUGAGUGAAAGCAUUGCCCUGUCUGCCUACAAACACACUUGGUAUGAGGGCUCGCCCACUUAUCGAAAGUAUCUGCUACUCAUUAUGCAACGAGCUCAAAGACCAGCUAUGCUUUCAGCUAAAGGAGUCAUUAUCAUAUCCGUGGAUACAUUCACGAGUCUGAUGAACAUGACGUAUCGAUUUUUUGCUAUCACACGCAGAGUACUGGGAAAAUAG
Drosophila montana is the source of this 1203-nucleotide messenger RNA. RefSeq names its product Odorant receptor 49a (gene Or49a). The record is from RefSeq and is a predicted model, not a curated record. Gene Ontology annotation, biological process: sensory perception of smell; detection of chemical stimulus involved in sensory perception of smell. Gene Ontology annotation, molecular function: olfactory receptor activity; odorant binding. The transcript has 4 exons. NCBI's taxonomy places the organism in Eukaryota, Metazoa, Arthropoda, Insecta, Diptera, Drosophilidae. Gene Ontology annotation, cellular component: plasma membrane. Bases 1 to 1203 code for a protein of 400 amino acids.